UUGAGUGUAAUCAUUAGAAAUGGAAACAACAAGGAUGUUAAAAUUAACAGCAGAAACCCUUGUAAGAGAUGUGUUCAUGUACGGGGAGCUUUAUAAACAGCUGUUGUCAUCACUUGUAUCCUGUUAUGCAAUCAGUCCACGUGGAAAAACAGCUUUUAUUUCAGUAAGAAAAAAAAAAAGAAAAAACAAUUCCUGUGCCAGCAACUGUGAAUGAUUAAGGAUUUAUAAAAAAACAAAAACAAAAAAAAAAAAAACAUAUUUUGGAUGGAUUAUAAAGCUUUAUAGUUAUUUGCAGCGUCGGGCAGCCACAUUGUUCACAGCCUGUUAUGUUCUAUCUGGGUUAGUGAGGGGCUAACUUGGCCGAAGCGUUUUACUGUCGGAUGAAUGAACAUCUGGCUUGCACUCACAGCUGGCGCACCAGUCUCUUUACGCGCAAGGAAGGCAUCAUUGGCUGAGAACCGACGCGUGUCACAGAGAAGACGGCGAACCAGUAAACUGGCUUUGAACGAACGAGUAAAACUAGUUUCAGUGGCUCCCUUGUUCUCGGCCAGUUUGGUCUCAGUGAUCACUCCCAGCAAACAGUUCACCGACCGGCGGACUGAUCGACUUCUCUGUUUCUCCGACCGGAGCUGGAGCUGUCCACGGUGCUGAAACAUGAACCAGAGCGCAGGAGCAGCGCAGCACACCCGGCGGUACUCCAGUGAUGAGAAGGACAUAGGACCCAUUGGACCAGAUAGAAACUGGAAGGGCAUUGGCAUCUCCCUGCUGGUUAUUAUGGCGGUGCUCUCUCUCAUUGGUAUGUCCAUUGUUCUGCUGUCAAAAGAUGAUGGUGGUAAACCCUUUGGUUCACAGUUGACACUGGAUGACCUCUUUCACAGAAACUUCCAAAUACAUGAUCCUGAUGCAAAGUGGAUCAGUGAUGAGGAAAUCAUCUUUCGGAGCUGGGAUGGAGACAUUAUGAAACUCAACAUUCACAGCAACGAGACAGAGCUCCUGCUGAAAAACACAACAUUUGCAACUUUUAAGGCCUCAAAGUUUGCAGUUUCUCCAGAUCUGAACUUUGUUCUUCUGGGAUAUGAUGUCAAGCAGGUCUACCAGUACUCUUUCUUGGCAUCGUACCUGAUCUACAACCUGUAUACAAGAGAGGUGCGGGAGUUGAAUCCUCCAGAGGUGUCUGAUUCAGUCCUCCAGUUUGCCUCGUGGGGAGUUCACGGUCAGCAGCUGAUAUAUAUAUUUGAAAACAACAUUUACUACCAAACGGAUGUCCAGAGCAGCUCGUGGAGGCUCACGUCUUCUGGACAGGAGGGGGUCAUCUACAACGGCCUCACUGACUGGCUGUACGAGGAGGAGGUGUUGCACACCCAGGCAGCCCACUGGUGGUCACCUGACAGCUCCAGAAUGGCCUACCUCACCAUCAACGAUUCUCUGGUUCCUAACAUGCUCCUGCCUCGCUUCACAGGCUCUCUCUACCCCAGAGGGAAGGAGUACCCUUAUCCAAAGAUGGGACAAAUCAAUCCCACCGUCAGACUCUAUGUCGUCACUCUAGACGGCAGCUCCGUAACAAAUGAACUGAGACCUCCUGACAGUUUUGAAAAAAGCGAGUACUACAUCACCAUGGUGAAAUGGGUGACACAUGACAGGCUGACUGUGCGUUGGGUGAAUCGAGCUCAAAACACCUCAAUACUUUCACUGUGUGAUGCCAUAAGUGGUGAUUGCACCAAGAAACACGUGACGACAUCAGAGAAGUGGCUUGAUCGUCAGAAUGAGGAGCCAAUAUUUUCCAAGGAUUGCACAACAUUCUUCAUCACAAUGCCCUUAAAACACGGUGAUCGUGGGACAUUCAACCACAUCACCAUGAUCUCUAACCAAUCUGAAGGUCAAGAGGUCAACGUCCGCCACCUGACCUCAGGAAGCUGGGAAGUCUUUCAAAUUCUGGCCUAUGAUGAGAGCACAAACUCAGUUUAUUUCCUGAGUACAGAAGGAGGCUCAACACAACGACAGUUGUACAGAGUCUCCGCCGUGGAUCCGUUUCAUAAAGAGUGCCUCACCUGCUCUCUCUUCAAAUCAAAAUACACCUACUACGACACCAUCCUCAGCCCAAACUGUCAACAUGUUCUUCUCAACUGCAGAGGUCCUGGAAUACCCCAAACUACUCUUCACAGACUAAAUGAUAUGAACAAGCACAAGACGGUGGAGAUGAACACAGUAUUAAGACAUGCACUGAUAAACAGGACAAUACCCAAGUGGGAAAGAAGAACUGUACAAAUCAACAACUUUGUACUUCGUCUGGAGUUAACUGUCCCAAUAGGUUUUGACGAAGCAAAGGAGCACCCACUUUUACUGAUUCUUGACAGCGCCCCUGGUGGUCAGGCUGUGACUGACGGCUUCUCUCUCAGCUGGGACUCUGUGCUGGUCAGCUCAGACGGCGUCAUCGUGGCUCGUCUAGACGGCCGGGGCAGCGGCUUCCAGGGUCAGAGGAUUCUGCACGAGGUUCACCAGAGACUGGGAACUGUUGAUGUUCAGGACCAGAUCACAAUUGUGGAGCACCUGGUCAGACUACCCUAUAUCGAUGGCAACAGAGUUGGAGUUUAUGGAAAGGCAUAUGGAGGAUUUCUUUCCUCUCUCCUGCUCCUGUCCCACAGCUCCAUGUUCAAGUGUGGCAUCGCUGUCGCUCCCAUAACAAACUGGAGACUCUAUGGGUCGGCCUACGCUGAGAAAUACUUUGGCUCCCCAACAAAAGAGGAUCACAAAUACCAAAUUUCCAGUCUGCUCAGUAACGACACAGCUCCGAGUCCUCUGAACUUUCUUAUUAUCCACGGCACAGCAGAUGCCACUGUUCAUUUCCAGCAUUCUGCUGAGCUGGUCAAACUGCUGUCUGCAUCAAAUGUUAACUACACUCUCCAGAUUUUCCCAGAUGAAGGACACAACAUGGCCUCCACAAAGAGCCAACAAUACAUGCUAAACUCAAUGCUCAUCUUCUUCAAGCGCUGCUUUGAGGAAGAGCAGGUUGUCGUCCCGGAGACGUCUAAAGAACUUGACUAACCUGUAGAAAAUCCUGCGACGAGACUGUUCAGUGAAGAGUGUAACAAUUGCUGUCAUGAGCCAACAAAGAGAGGCGUUGUUUUCAUGAACGGCUCCCGUCUCUAAAAGCACUCCAAAAGCAUUAGUAUGUAAGAUACGUAGGAUUUGCCAGGAGCAGCGUAGGGAUUCCAGGGUUGUGAUGUUGUGGAAUUGAACAGAUGGUAGUAUUGUCACUGUAUUCUAAUGCUUCAGAUUAUACUUAUUGUUUGUAAUGUUUGUAUCAUGUACUGAGUACAAAUGUCAGGGAAUCAAAGAAACUUGUAUUUUUGCAUUUUACAGUAUAAUUUUUUGCUGACUGUGAAUAUUUAUAUUUACUGCAGAUGAAACAAUUUAACUUAACUUAACAGAUCACAUCACAAAACAGUUUUUGUAGGGGCCUUUUUACCUCAUUAGUCGUCACUAUUUUCCAACAUUAUAGCCAACAAAGUGUUCAUAGACUUACCAUAAUGUCUAAUUAAAUAAUGAAGAUUAUUCAUUGUCAGUGCUGAGGCACCAGAGCAUCUGCGUCUCCAGUAGCGGUUGAUUGAUUCCUCACAAGACUAAAGAAACAGCCUGAUCUCCUGUGAAGGCGUAUAAAUAGCAUGACAUUUUAAGAACUUUUUGCAUGUCAUGAUAAUAAUGCAUUUUAGGCUUCUCACGUGUCAUUUCAUGCCACAAGCUUAACGUUACGAAACAACUUCAUUUAACACCAUGCCGUCACUGUGAAACCAUCGCAGUUAGGUUCAGGCAACCAAACCACUUAGUUAGCUUUAGGAAAAACAUCAUGGUUGGGCUUCAAAUAAGUACAUAAACUAAUUAAAAUAUGUAUCUAAACAACUUAACAGAAGUAUGGAAAACACAAA
Sebastes umbrosus (honeycomb rockfish) is the source of this 3923-nucleotide messenger RNA. RefSeq names its product inactive dipeptidyl peptidase 10-like. The transcript is spliced from 26 exons. Gene Ontology annotation, biological process: proteolysis. The record is from RefSeq and is a predicted model, not a curated record. Gene Ontology annotation, molecular function: serine-type peptidase activity; dipeptidyl-peptidase activity. Lineage: Eukaryota; Metazoa; Chordata; Actinopteri; Perciformes; Sebastidae. The coding region runs from base 655 to 3042 and encodes 795 amino acids.